Molecule: messenger RNA, 801 nt
Organism: Centropristis striata (black sea bass)
Lineage: Eukaryota; Metazoa; Chordata; Actinopteri; Perciformes; Serranidae
Exons: 6
Coding region: 48-734 (228 amino acids)
Source: RefSeq, a predicted model, not a curated record
AAAGGCGGAGCGGCUCCCGGAGCUCAGUCAUUAUAUCCUGAAUCAUCAUGAACCUGCAGCUCGGCGGUCUUCUCCUGGUGGUGGCGCUGUUUACCAGCAGCUCGACUCUAACGCCUGGAUGCAGAUUCUUUCGUCCUUUUUCCCUGACCGACCCCUCCACGAUGUACGGCAGGUGGAACUUACUCGCCGGUUUCAGCGAUUGUGAAAUAUUGAACGCCAUGUCGAGUAAAAACCGGAGCUCGUGGCUGAACAUCGCGCAGUCACCCAACCCCAACGAGUUUGUGCUGACUCAGCAUGACCGGAUAAAUGGAACCUGCGUGGUUACAUCUAUGACUGUUGCCGUCGACGGCGACACGGCCACGAUGUCAUUCGGCAACGUCUCCUCACAGUUCCAGCUGCGUCCGGCCUGUGAUGACUGCCUGUUCAUGAAAAUGAACAGCACGGUCAGGAACCUCAACAAGAUGCUUCAAGGGACCAACUCCGACGGCAAGAUAACAGCGGACGAGACUUCUUUUCGUCAUUUUUAUCUGAUUGCCAGAGAGUCGAGGAUGCAGGACUGGGAGCUGGGGCGCUUCAAGCUGCCGAACUCGGAACUGGAGGGAUCCGAGUACUCAGAACUGGAGAUCUUCAAGCAGCAGGCGAGCUGCUUCGGGUUCUCCAGAGAACCAGCAUUUCAGCACGACCCCAAGAACGAGUUCUGUGCUGAAGGCGAGGGCGUCAAGAUAACAAUCUGAAGUUAACAAUAACAACUUUCCUGAAUCUUUCAAACAGAAACUGAGAAAGUAAAGAGACAAAAAGUGA